Messenger RNA from Balaenoptera acutorostrata (minke whale), 2375 nucleotides. It is a transcript of the gene PRPSAP2, whose product is annotated as phosphoribosyl pyrophosphate synthetase associated protein 2. Gene Ontology annotation, cellular component: ribose phosphate diphosphokinase complex; cytoplasm. Gene Ontology annotation, molecular function: magnesium ion binding; ribose phosphate diphosphokinase activity. Bases 630 to 1856 code for a protein of 408 amino acids. Gene Ontology annotation, biological process: 5-phosphoribose 1-diphosphate biosynthetic process; purine nucleotide biosynthetic process. The transcript has 13 exons. Lineage: Eukaryota; Metazoa; Chordata; Mammalia; Artiodactyla; Balaenopteridae. The record is from RefSeq and is a predicted model, not a curated record.
CCGGCCGCGCGCAGCCGUCAGCUCGGUCCGGUUCGUCGGGGUCCGCGGGCCGGGACCUGCGGCUGCGGGCGGAAGCCCAGCCUCACGCGCAGACUGACAGCCCUGGCGGUGCUGGGCUGGCCUUGCGGCGCGGGCCUUGCUGUUGCCCUGCGGAGCUUGAGUGAGGACAGGGAUUUAGCUCUAAGGCUUUCUUCUGCUUUUAGAUGGUUUCCAGCAGAUACUGCACAGUGAUGAUACCGAUUUCUCCCCCCCUUUUAUUAAUAUUGACGCGGUUUGGGUGUUUAGCUUUUGCAAGGAAUGGGAAAUUCGGGAUGGGGAUUUGGGGGGUGUGAAAAUGUGAUUUAUAAUGUUUAAAACUGUUCCACGCACAAAUAUGUGAUUCACCCACAUUAUUGAACCCCACGGAAUCCUACCCUUCUUGUCCGUAUUCCUAUCCCGACCUCGUCUGUACCAUUAUUACCCAGUCUGGGUUCGAGGAGAUGCAGUUCUGCUCUUACUUAACGAGGAAUUUUGUUGUCAGAGGCUAAAAGGAGGUUGUCGUAAUUGACUUUAAGCAGCAAACAGUAAAACACUGAGCUCUUCAGCUCCACCUUUCUUGCCCUGAGAAUUGGGAAACCAAGAAGGUUUUGAUGUUUUGUGUGGCGCCAGCUGAAUCAGAGGCCAGGAUGAACGUAACCAAAGGGGGUCUGGUGUUGUUUUCGGCAAAUUCUAAUUCUUCGUGUAUGGAGCUUUCAAAGACAAUCGCUGAGCGGCUGGGGGUGGAGAUGGGCAAAGUGCAAGUUUACCAGGAGCCUGACAGAGAAACAAGAGUACAAAUUCAAGAGUCUGUGAGGGGGAAAGAUGUUUUCAUCAUCCAAACUGUUUCAAAGGAUGUGAACACCACCAUCAUGGAGCUCCUUAUCAUGGUGUACGCGUGUAAGACCUCCUGUGCCAAAAGCAUCAUCGGCGUGGUCCCCUACUUUCCUUACAGCAAACAGUGCAAGAUGAGAAAGAGAGGCUCCAUUGUUUCCAAACUGCUAGCUUCCAUGAUGUGCAAAGCUGGUCUGACUCAUCUUAUUACUAUGGAUUUACACCAGAAGGAAAUUCAGGGCUUCUUCAAUAUUCCUGUUGAUAAUUUAAGAGCAUCUCCCUUCUUAUUACAGUAUAUUCAAGAAGAGAUCCCGGAUUACAGAAAUGCAGUGAUCGUGGCCAAGUCUCCAGCCUCGGCUAAGAGGGCACAGUCUUUUGCUGAGCGCCUGCGACUGGGCAUCGCGGUGAUUCACGGAGAAGCGCAGGACGCCGAGUCCGACCUGGUGGACGGGCGGCAUUCCCCCCCCAUGGUCAGGAGCGCCGCCGCCAUCCACCCCAGCCUGGAGAUCCCCAUGCUGAUCCCCAAGGAGAAGCCCCCGAUCACAGUGGUCGGUGACGUGGGAGGAAGGACCGCCGUCAUUGUGGACGACAUCAUUGAUGACGUGGACAGCUUCCUCGCUGCAGCAGAGACCCUGAAGGAAAGGGGUGCGUAUAAGAUCUUCGUGAUGGCGACUCACGGCUUGUUGUCCUCCGACGCCCCUCGACUGAUCGAGGAAUCUGCCAUCGAUGAGUUACCAGGAAGAUCAAACAGAAAAGGAGUCACACAGCAAUUACGAUGGGCUAGGUUUUCAUGGCCCUGCUGCUGGUUCUCAAUGAUUCCUGAUCGUCUGUUUCAACAAUCUCAUGGUGUGGUGGUUACCAAUACAAUUCCACAUGAAAUCCAGAAGCUCCAGUGCCCCAAAAUUAAAACUGUGGAUAUAAGCAUGAUCCUUUCAGAAGCCAUCCGUCGGAUUCACAAUGGGGAGUCCAUGUCCUACCUUUUCAGAAACAUAGGUUUAGAUGACUGAGCAGCUUUCCUUUCUUAAAACUCUCAAGGGCCAAACUGGAAUAGUAAGAAUAGGCACCGUGAGGCGCAUGCCUGGCUGAUGUGUUUCACAGGGACCGUCUGUGUCUUGUUCCUUCCUUUUGUUAAUUCCUGUGAAGAUAGACCAACUUCUUAAGUCCAUUUGGGUGUUUGUGAGUUUAUGGGGGCAGUUUUUAUAAAAGAAAAACUAUAUUCUCCUCUCAAAUAAAGUAAGUUAAGACUUACUGGUUGUGUUCAGUUUACCUGUUGAAAAAAUAGCUUGGAAAAAAAAUUUUAAGCUCACAAACAACCUUUUCCCAAAGUUGCUGGAGCCCAGGUGCUUUAAAAAGUUAAUAAAGUAAAAUGAUAUACUGUAUGAUACUGCAGGUGAAAAGCCAAAAAGAUUAUGCUGUGAAGUCCAGUAAAUUACAUUUUUAGAAAUGCUUUUAUAGACACGCAUAUGGAAUAUGUGACCGUUAUUUAUUUUCUGCAACAAAAGAAGGAAUAAAAACUGUAUUUGUGU